Molecule: messenger RNA, 816 nt
Organism: Adineta ricciae
Lineage: Eukaryota; Metazoa; Rotifera; Eurotatoria; Adinetida; Adinetidae
Source: the annotation of a GenBank genome assembly
AUGCUGAUACGUUCAUUAGUGGGAAAUCCUGCAGAUGAACAAGAUAUAUCGAACUCAAGAAAAGCGUAUUAUUAUGAUUAUGAACCUUAUUUGAAGAAAGAAACAAGUCAGACAAACAACACAUUCCAUCAAUUCUAUUAUAUUGAUUUAGGAUGUUCAGAUGGUCGUGAUAUUCAGCAUUUUCUUUAUUUUCAUUCGAAAGAAAUUCUCGAUGCAGGGAAUUUGAGUAUCAUCGGGUUCGAGCCAGAUCCAAUCAAUUAUUUCGCAUGUAAAGCCGAGCAAAAUCUUCCGAUAUCAGCAACGAAAACUGUUUACAAUACAGCAGCAUGGAUAAAGAGUGAUGAAGUGCCAUAUGCUACCGAAAUGGGACAAAAGUCACGAAUUGAUCAUAAUUCCACCACACGCGUUCUCUCACUUGAUUUUUCUCGUUGGAUAUUAGAAAAAUUCAAACCUGAGCAUUAUGUUUACAUUAAAUUCACUAUCGAAGGAGCUGAAAUCGAAGUUCUAGAAAAAAUGGUAGCAGAUCGAAGUCUCGCAUUAGUUGAUUAUUUGGAAAUCGAAUGGACUCAUCCAGUUUCCUCCGACUACGAACCACGACGGAUUUCCCUCGAAUGUAUGUUUGAUAAUUUCGGAAUGGAUUAUCUUUAUAUGAUCGAUGUAGCCGAUAUGGAUAUCGCUCAGACACACAACGAAACAUACGAAGCUGUCCGAAAAGAUAGUGGAUGGAAAUUAAACACGUCAUUGACUCGUUUUCAUUACCGAACUCGAAAAGAAGUACCGACACUAUUAAAUGAACGAUUACAUCGGCGAAAAUGA